AUGGUCACAUAUACCAAAAUUGUUUGUCAUUUGGAACACUUAGAUCCAGUGACGAUUAAACCAGAAGUUCCUUUAGCAUCUGAUAUUAUUGAUCUCUCCGAAAAUGAAGACCCAUUUGUAAAUUUAUUAUCGUCAAGGUUUAAGCAGAUUUUGAUGCAUCAUGAGUUUGGCAAUAAUGAAUUUCCAGGAGAAAUUAAAUUCAUGCUAGACGAUUUCGUAGACACGUAUAAAGAUCUAAGACCUGACUUUGAUCCUAU
Racocetra fulgida is the source of this 257-nucleotide messenger RNA. The record is from the annotation of a GenBank genome assembly. NCBI's taxonomy places the organism in Eukaryota, Fungi, Glomeromycota, Glomeromycetes, Diversisporales, Gigasporaceae.